This is a messenger RNA of Ogataea angusta, 489 nucleotides long. RefSeq lists its product as uncharacterized. The transcript is spliced from 2 exons. The record is from RefSeq and is a predicted model, not a curated record. Lineage: Eukaryota; Fungi; Ascomycota; Pichiomycetes; Pichiales; Pichiaceae. Bases 1 to 489 code for a protein of 162 amino acids.
AUGACGCCUGACACGCUGUUCCAGAUAGUCGCCAUCAGAGACGUGUCGCGGUCUGCCGUCUCGUACAUCGAGAGUCUGGCCGAGCUGAUCGACGCGAACGAGGGCUUCUACGACCGCCAGACCAGGUCGCGCCCGCGCAAGCAGAGGGUCAUCCGGUCCGCCAACGUCGACGGCGACGCGCACGAGCACUGGCCCACACAGACAGCCACCCCCACGUACCGGCUCACGCUCCAGGACGCGCACGGCAAUUUGUGCUACGCACACGAGAUCGAGCCUCUGCCAUUUUUACGGAGUAGCCCGGAUCUGUACCCGGUCCGACUCGGGUCGAAAUUGCUGGUGCAAAAGGGCGCCACAGUGGUGUUUGGCUCGGCAUUUCAGCUCACCCCAUCCACCUGCCGCUUUCUUGGCGGCGAACUCCCCCACAUGAACCACGACCUGUACCGUCGCGAGCUGCAGAAUUUCAAACGUGAAAUAAAUUACACCGGGUAA